Messenger RNA from Fonsecaea nubica, 1617 nucleotides. RefSeq lists its product as hypothetical. Gene Ontology annotation, molecular function: ubiquitin binding; phosphatidylinositol binding. NCBI's taxonomy places the organism in Eukaryota, Fungi, Ascomycota, Eurotiomycetes, Chaetothyriales, Herpotrichiellaceae. Bases 1 to 1617 code for a protein of 538 amino acids. The transcript has a single exon. Gene Ontology annotation, biological process: endocytosis; actin cortical patch localization; actin filament organization. The record is from RefSeq and is a predicted model, not a curated record. Gene Ontology annotation, cellular component: actin cortical patch.
AUGUCGAUAUUCCUGGUGCACGCUCCAGCAUGUGCUCCCGAUGCUGGAUUCGUCGACCUACCUCGACCUGAGAGUCCCCAGGUGGCCGAUCCCUACGAGGUCGAAAGCUUGAUUCAUUGUCAAGAGCCGGAGGAGUGCGUCCGCUGCGCUCGCAAGAAGAGGAGGACCUUUGACGCCUAUCCCGCACAGCCAAACCCUGAGAUCCUAACUCGCCGGUUCCCUGACAAGAAGGGCUGCAAGCGCCUACUUGCUCUCAUUCUACAUUUCUCUUGUUGUGCGCGAUCUCGGAGAAGAUAUCAACUAAUCACUCGUUAUCGGUACCACAAACAGAAGAAACCAUAUUCCGCCAUCUCGGUCCACGUCGAACAAUUGACCUCGGAAACCUAUGAAGAAGACGAUGUUGCUGGCAUCCCUGAUCUUCUCGAGGUCGUCAAGUUGCAAGCCACUGGUGCUCAGGAAGUUGCUCGAGCUCUGCGGAAGAAGUUGAAAUAUGGCAACGUGCACCGGCAACUCCGGGCCCUUACCAUUCUCGACGGUCUCCUACAAAACGGUGGGACAAGACUACAACGCGCGUUAUUGUCCGAUGGUCCUCUAUUGGAACGACUUCGAAUAGCCGCAGCCGACCCUACCUCGGACCAGGAUGUCCGCUCAAAAUGCAAAGACCUCUUCGGGCAGUGGGUUGCAAGCUCAAAAGAAAGUCCAGGCUUGGAAGGGGCCAAGUCCCUCUACAACACAUUGCCCCGAACUCAUCAGCCGGUGCAGCAACGACGGGAGCAAAGCAGAGUGCUCCGGGAGACAGAAGAAGACGUUGCCAGAGAGCAAGAGAUGGAGAUUGCAAGAACGAGGUCCGAUAGCUACCCAAGAUCCGGCGAGUCAUCCAACCCCGCAACUCUACGAAAGCAACCUUCUCCCGUUGCUCUCGGGGAAUCAUCCACAUUUGCCCCCAAAAAGGUGAAGAAGGACAAGAAAAGCAAACAAGCCAAGGGAGGAUUCAACCUGGAGAAGGAAAAACCCAAUAUCUUACAAUCGAUCGCUGCAUCUUCAGUUGCUUCCACUGGUUUGGCCAAUGCCUUGAGGCUGGUCAACCGCGAGUCUCAGCGCGUGUCAGACAAUCCCGAAGUUAUGAAACGCUUCGAAACCUGCAAACAGCUUCGACGUCAGAUUCUGCGAUACAUCCAAUUCGUCGAGUCCGAGGAGUUCUUGGGAGGUUUGAUCCACGCCAACGAAGAGCUGGUCAAUGCUCUGAUGGCGUUCGAAGUUCUCGACAAGUCGGUCGAUGAUGAUUCGGACAGUGAGCUCGAAGAAGCACAGCAUCUCAGUCGACAAGCAGCUAAAAGUGAGGCGUCAGCUGCGAGAGACGCAGAGAAGUUGGUCGCUGGGCUCAGCAUUUCUGCUCCACCCAAACCUCCCCGGCCGACCCCCCGCAAUAUUGCGAUGCCACCGCCACGGCCAUCGUCGAAUUCCAAGAAUUGGAGGACCAAGCAAGUCGAAAGUGACAGCGAGAGCGAGACAGAUGUCGAGGACGAUUCAGAUGACCCUUUUGCUGAUAAAAACGCUAUGAAAACUCCCGACCCCGACUCUCUCGGGAGAAAAGGGUACACGUGGAAGGAAGUGUAG